Clarias gariepinus (North African catfish) is the source of this 3960-nucleotide messenger RNA. It is a transcript of the gene znf710b, whose product is annotated as zinc finger protein 710b. The transcript has 5 exons. Lineage: Eukaryota; Metazoa; Chordata; Actinopteri; Siluriformes; Clariidae. The coding region runs from base 107 to 2218 and encodes 703 amino acids. Gene Ontology annotation, biological process: regulation of transcription by RNA polymerase II. Gene Ontology annotation, cellular component: nucleus. Gene Ontology annotation, molecular function: DNA-binding transcription factor activity, RNA polymerase II-specific; RNA polymerase II cis-regulatory region sequence-specific DNA binding. The record is from RefSeq and is a predicted model, not a curated record.
UAUCUGUGUGUGUGUGUGUGUGUGUGUAUGUUUGUGUGUAGCUAUAGACAGCAGGAGAGUGUGGCGCAAAAGGGGCAGGCAGGUAAACGUGAACUUUUGACUAAAGAUGAGGUCGCUCAAACAUCUAAAACCUCAAACCAAGAGAAAUUUGGAGGAGAAGACCCAGCAGCUGGUUCGAUGUUAUGCUGAAGCCAUGCACCAGCAGAUGGAUGUGGGGACACAGACAGACCCAGUGGUGGUCUUGUCUCUGGCCCAGGCUGCUGUGUUGGGGCUUAUAUCCCAGAACGAGGUCUUCGGUGCCACUAUUGCCCCGAACGGCUUUUAUACCGGAGAGCCUAAAGAAUCGCCAGCUCCGUCCAUCGAGCGGAUGGACUACGAGUACGCUGACCAGCUUAUCGGUGCCAACGGCGACUACUUAGGCGUGAACCUCGGAGAGGAUGGCCAGGUUCACCCGAGCUGCGCUGAAAGGAGGUGGCAGGGGACGCCUGAAAACACAAAGCCUCUUAUAGGCCACCAGAACACAGGCUCACAUGUCAAAGGUGAAGCUGUGACCCCUGGACUACCUUCCUGCAACCACAUGAUGAACAUGAUGCCCAGAGAAAGCAUGCAGAUGGUGGACAACUCCGGUUACCGCCUCGCCUCCAAACCGCACCCCAGCAACUGUUGCUCUUCUUGUGUCCGGGAACCCAAGAGCACACAUCCAGCACCUAACCACCAUGUUCACCCCCACCCCAGCACUCAUACGCCGAACGAGGUGCAUUCUCAUGGCAGAAACCAUGCGCUGGAGAAAAGAGGAAACGAGGACGUGCAAGAGGAAGGGAAUGACGCAAGGAUGGGGAAGGCCGGUGGUGGAGGGGAAGAGAUCAGCAGCUACUUCCGUGCUAACGAGGUCGGCUACGAGGGCGGGGAUAUGGAUGGGGUGGGGGAGUUCGAUGAGAGCAACCAAGGCAUGUUCUGGGGAGAGCCUGUGGAAGGCGAGGCACCUCGCGGGCGCCGCAUCGACCGACUCGACAUCAACAUUCAGAUCAACGAGUCGUACUGCGUGGACGUCGGAGAAGGCUUGAAGCGCUGGAAGUGCCGCAUGUGCGAAAAGUCCUACACUUCCAAAUAUAACCUUGUAACGCAUAUCUUGGGUCACAACGGCAUUAAACCGCAUGCCUGCCCACAUUGUGGUAAGCUCUUCAAGCAGCCAAGCCACCUGCAGACACACCUCCUGACUCACCAGGGCACGCGGCCGCACAAGUGCACGGUCUGCAAAAAGGGCUUCACUCAGACCAGCCACCUAAAACGGCACAUGUUGCAGCACUCUGACGUCAAGCCCUUCAGCUGCCGCUUUUGUCGCCGAGGCUUCGCCUACCCCAGCGAGCUGCGAGCCCAUGAGGUGAAGCACGAGCGAGGCCGAUGCCACAUCUGCCCGCAGUGCUCCAUGGAAUUCGCCACGUACGCACACCUCAAGCGGCAUCAGGUCAGCCACCAAGGGCCGGCCACCUUCCAGUGUAGCCACUGCAGUAAGACAUUCGCCUACCGUAGUCAGUUGCAGAACCAUAUGCUGAAGCAUCAGGCCCAGCGCUCGUUCUCCUGCAGCCAGUGCGGCCUACAGUUCCUGCAGCUCCACCAGCUACGUCAGCACUCUCUUACACACAAAGUGCUCAAGCCUCAGGCACGUGUCUCUAAGGGGACAAAGGGCUUCAAGUGUGAUGUAUGUGCUCGCGAGUUCACGUUGUCUGCAAACCUGAGGAGGCACAUGCUGAUCCACGCCAGCGUCAGGCCCUUUCAGUGUCACGUCUGCUUCAAGUCCUUCGUCCAGAAGCAGACUCUGAAAACUCACAUGAUCGUCCACCUUCCUGUAAAACCCUUCAAGUGCAAGGUGUGUGGAAAAUCAUUUAACCGAAUGUAUAAUCUUCUGGGUCACAUGCAUCUUCAUGCUGGCAGCAAGCCGUUUAAGUGUGCGUACUGCUCCAGCCGAUUUAACCUGAAGGGUAACCUCAGUCGACACAUGAAGGUCAAACAUGGCAUGGAUGUAUCCCCAGAGGGACAUGAUGCUCCACCAGAUCUGGAACCUCAUGAGGAUUACGAAGAGGAUAACUUCAACUUCGCCGCCCCUGAAAAUAUGGAUGCUAACGAUGCACCUAAUCUAACCAAGCUCUCCGAGGUUGCUAUACAGGAGCUGGACUAUUAUAACUUUGGAAAGGAUGUGGGCAGCUACAGCACAGCAUGAACCCUAUAAAUAAGACUAAAGCUGAAAUACUGUUGAGUAUCCAUUGAACUAAUUGGGCACUUAUCGGCCAUACGCUGGUUAUGUAUUUUACUUCAGAACCGCGACUUCUCCAUUAUUAUGGAAGGACAGGUGACUAUUUUGGAUUCAUUCACUUAUGUUGUAACUAUUCUGAUCCUGUUUCAUAAGGACCACUAAAUUUGCUAAGAGUCUUCUAAACAGUUGUACAUUCAUCUCGUGCUGCAACUUGAUAUUUCUGCAGUACGUUAUUAAUUAAAGAUCCAUUCAGCAUGAUUUAUGACCAAAAAUGAACAAUAUGGAUAUAUGAAAGUGCUUUAUUUACUGUCUUUAGGUUUCAUACAUAAUGUACACUCGUAUGAGUUGAAGGGCUAAGUUUAUUUGUUGUAGCUAACUAGGGUCCCUUAUUGGAUCUUGAGCUCGGGUUACUGUCUGUACAAAGUUUCUCUGCAUGUCCUCCCUCCUAGAAACACAAAUAUAGCUGGUUUGGCUGUGCUAAAUUAUCUCCUAGGUGUAUUAAUGAGUGCAUGCAGAGUGCCUAUGAUGGAUUUACCCUACCAUCAAGGAUAUAUUGCUACCUCAUGCCCAGUGUUGAAUGAGCAAGUUUAGCCUAUGUAUUGGGUGAAAAUGACAUGAAAAAGGUUUUGCGCGGUCGUCAAGUGCCAUUUUAGACGUUCCGAGCCCUAUAAUUAUCAUCCUGAUCUCCACUUCGGGACAUCAAACUGCAACCUGAGGGCAGGAAUUAUUAACAUGUACGAAGCAAUUUAACUAUUCAUCUCAUGCAAGUGUAUGUAAUGUAUGAAAAAAAAACAUAAAUAAACACUGUUGUAUUACAGACAAGGGACAAAUUCAAGGGAAAAAAAACAUUGGAGUUUGUAUCUAUCAUGAGGCACCAGAACAGUUUCAGUGUGCCUUAUCAUAAAGGUCUUUAGAACUGUACUGGGGGAACCCUAAAGAUAUGUUGGCGUUUUAGCAAUGGUAGUGGAGAGCGUCAUCUAAUGGUUCACUUAUUGUCUAGUGACUGCAAUAGCUAGAGCAUGACACAUUUUCAUCUUCAUCAAAUAAUUUAGUGAGCCUUUGUGGCCCUGUGGACCAGGAUGGGGUCAUCCUGAAAGAAUCAUGCCCAUCAGGAUCAAGCUGUUUCUUCAUGAGAACUGAUUUGCAGCGAGUGUCCAAUCUACAUGGACUUGAAAAUAUGUUCCUUGUCUAUACCCACUCCUUUUUCUUUUAAUUUGUGACCCGUCUGUGUAUUGUCUCUUUUUGAUCAAUGACUGGACCUUUAAAAGCAAACAGUUAAACUAAUAUCACUUAAGUUUAUUGCCUCUACUUACUGUUGUUAAUAUCUGAGAAAACAAAAAAGAGUGGACAUUAUGUUUGUGCUCAGUGGAGCAGUGUACUAGUGAGUGUACAUACUUGAGAGUGUGUUUGGGCCCUAUUACCGAAGUCACUGCAUGACCAUCCACCCUUAGGCACCACUACAAUUUCCAAAAAUCAGUACAGUCAUCAGAAACCAGUUAUUUUUAGAGAAUAAUGGUUACCAUAUAAUAGUUUGAUAUUUAUUUUGCACCUUUUGAUUAAAAAUGCAUUUAAAGUCUUUUGAGGAGAAACCUGGUUUAUGACUGACCGUUAAAGCUCUAAUCUUCAUUUCAUAGGAGAGGGAUAGGGCAAUAAUGCCAGUUCUGUUAGUUUCUUUAAAUAAAGCAUUUUCAAACUGAUGUCAUUUAUGU